CGUGCCUCGGAAGUCUCUUGGAGUCCUUGGCGCUUCUCGUGCUCCUCCUCGCGGUUCGUUUUACUCUCUCUUUCUUCUUUACGCAUUCCACUUUUCGCAUCGCCCUCGGAAUCCGUCAAGUGUUCACUGUUUCCUCGCUCCGUUGCAAGCCCUCACUGCAUCAUGAUAGCGGUGAAACGCGAAUUGGUUGACGAUGGCGAUAGCAGUAGCAUCGACAAGCAUGACGGCCCCGAACUCCGUGACGCCGAUUACCAAACUCCGAAAGGCCGUCGCGGUAUUCGUUCUCGCUACCUCGCCGUCGCCAACAUGAUUCACGGUACUUUACUUUUAUUCGUUGUGCUUUCCGCACUCUCGGUUGCGUUCUACGCGUGCGAAUGUAUAUUUACAAGUUGCUAGACUUUAGAACGCACAAAACGUGCCUUGUUAUCAAUUUUCUGCGCACGAAACGGAAUGGUCGCGUUUGGAGUGUCGCUUGCACGAGUACGUUUUGGUUUUUGCAGAUGAAAAGGAGGAAAUCGCGAGGCCUGACUCUGACAAGUUUGAUUUCAUUUUUAAUGAAAUGGAGAGCUUGCAUCAGCUAGUUUCAAAACCAAGAGAACAAGUAGCUGAUGCAAAGGCCCUUUUGGACAUCACUCAAUCCUUGGUAAUGUCUGUGAAAAAUGUUGCCGUUGGUGGACUAACUCCUUCAAAUUUUGUCACCCACAUUCUUAAAAAAUUCGGAGGUCAAGGUGGAUCAGGUAAUUGCGCAGACGAUUGCAGCCAAAACUCUGUAGCUUGGAAGGAUAUUGGAGUUGCAGUCUCGCAUGUUUUCAGAGAGGGUUGUGGGUGUUGUACAAUGAUUGGCCCAAUGGAUGCUAAAAUGAAGCAGAGGAAGGUCAUUAAUCGUCGAAAGUGUGUGAGACCCACUGAAUUGGCACGACCCGAAGUGCUUGGUGGAGAUUCAGGGGAAGAGAGAACUGAAACUGAUAAAAAUAUGUUAACUAUGUUUAACAUCUUAAGGAUUAAUAAAGUCGUGAAACUUGAAAAUCUGGUUUUGAAUCGUAAAUCAUUUGCUCAAACGGUGGAGAAUUUAUUUGCUUUAUCUUUUUUAGUCAGAGAUGGGCGGGCUGAAAUAAAAGUGAAUGAGGCUGGAUGGCAACUAGUUUCGCCAAGGAAUGCUCCAGCUGCAAAUGCAAUUCUUUCCAGGAAUGUUGCUUUCAGCCAUUUUGUAUUCCGAUUUGACUUUAAUGAUUGGAAGUUGAUGGCUCGCUCUGUUGGGGUUGGGGAGGAGCUGAUGCCUCAUAGGAAUAGUCAAUCACAGAGUCAGAGUGCAGUAUAUGCAGGAUCUCACGAGACAAUGCCGACAGCAACAAAAGUUUUGGGAACUAUCCAAUAAGCGUAUACGGUGAAAAAAAACUAAUCACCAGAAGUGAUGCAUAUUUUGUAGACUAAUUUGUGUUGUGCUGAACUAAGUGCUCGUGUAAAUGUAUUUCGCAUAUCGUAAGAAUUGUGUUGGUCAUCAUAUGUGUAGAGUAUACAAAAUUAGUAGAUUAAUUUAAGCCUUUCGGAUCAAAUUUACAUUAUGUAGUCUCAUUGUGACCAUUAAAUCUUUCACGGAGAAGCGUUUAAUAGUUUUUUUUUUUUUUUUUACUUUAAUUAUUGACAUUAGAAGUUAGAUGCUAGUUAAAAUAACAUCUAUGAAAAUGGAAACGAAUUCGUGCAAAGUGCAAGCCUUCGAAACUCGUUCUGUUUUACUCUCUAGAAGGAGUUUUAAAAUAAUGCGUCAAGCGGCGGCGCUACACCAUUAUUCGAUGGGAAGCCGCCAUUGACGCUGGUAUAGAACCGCUGAAACUCGUCGUCGGUGAGAUCGGAGAACUGCGUGAUGCUGUGGACGGCAGUGGGGUCGAGCGCCAGUUGCUCCGCCGCUCUGACCAAGUUGUGUGCGAAAAUCCCUAAAUGGCGCAAAUACCCUUCCCUGGUAGAGUACCUUUUCCCGUAAUUCUCUAUGAAAACCUUGAACUUCUUCUCUGUUAUCGUCGAGCCUCAGCUUCGGAGCCACGUCCUGAUGAAUCGUGACUUGGUGGCUUUCUAGGGCGGAGCAUAGGGUUAGAGCGCAGAUGAAGAGUGAAGCAAGAUGGCUUUGCCACCAUUUUCUUGUUUCAACUUGAUCUCUUCUGCCUCGCUUUUAAUGGUGUUUUCUUCGGUCACCAUUCUAGGUUUGGGAGAGUUACGUGGCGGAGGUUUGGAGGGUGUGUGAGUGUAAAUUAUUAGUACAUGGAAAGGUGGCAGCAUGUGGUGGUGAUCAAGCUCGACAUGCUGCGUGACACGUACAUAGCUACGGAUGACAAACUA
Molecule: messenger RNA, 2331 nt
Organism: Cajanus cajan (pigeon pea)
Lineage: Eukaryota; Viridiplantae; Streptophyta; Magnoliopsida; Fabales; Fabaceae
Source: RefSeq, a predicted model, not a curated record